Messenger RNA from Ilyonectria robusta, 693 nucleotides. RefSeq names its product PRELI-like family-domain-containing protein. The transcript has a single exon. Gene Ontology annotation, molecular function: phosphatidic acid transfer activity. Bases 1 to 693 code for a protein of 230 amino acids. Gene Ontology annotation, biological process: phospholipid transport. Lineage: Eukaryota; Fungi; Ascomycota; Sordariomycetes; Hypocreales; Nectriaceae. The record is from RefSeq and is a predicted model, not a curated record. Gene Ontology annotation, cellular component: mitochondrial intermembrane space.
AUGGUUCUCACCCACACCACCAACCAUACCUACUCCCAUCCCUUCCCGACCGUUACGCUCGCCUUCUUCCUCCGGUACUCCUCUCCGCAGCUCAAUCCCUUCGCCGCUCAUGUCAUGAGCACCGACACAAUUGACAGCCAUGUCGACCCCAAGACCAAUCGGCUGCACACCACCCGCAUCCACCUCAAGAAGAGCCGCAUGCCUGCCGCCGUCUACAAACUGCUCCCCAAGAGCGUGACUGGAGGUGGCACCGGUGAUAAGGCCUCAUACGUCCUCGAAACCAGCAUCGUCGACAUCAAGGAGGGCUGGAUGAAGUGCGAGAGUCGCAACCUCAACUUUACUGGUGUGCUGUCAAUCACCGAGAAGCAGCAGUUCUACCUCCCUACCUCGGAUGGACUUCAGGCGGCUGCCAACGAGACGGAUGUGACAACAAUGGUCGAGUUCAGGUCAAGACUCGGAGAGAAGCUUCGAGGCAAGUUGGGGCAGGCACGAGAAGAUGGCUGGCUCUCUGGCGUCGGCGGGUGGGGUACCAAAGGUAUCCAGCGCAGCAUCGAGAGCCUGGCCUCUACAAAGACGCAAGACCAGCUGGGAAAGAGCCGCGACGGUAUGCGGCUGGUUCUCGAGCGACUGCGAAACAACGGUGUUAUUGGCGUCCUCGAAACCUUGCGGAGAGAGCGCCAACAACUUGUCUGA